Molecule: messenger RNA, 5345 nt
Organism: Diorhabda carinulata
Lineage: Eukaryota; Metazoa; Arthropoda; Insecta; Coleoptera; Chrysomelidae
Product: zinc finger protein 208-like
Exons: 6
Coding region: 123-5345 (1740 amino acids)
Cellular component (GO): nucleus
Source: RefSeq, a predicted model, not a curated record
AAUGUUUGCCUAACGUCAUUGUCUCGCAUGUAGCCUGUGUGUAAGACCACGGUCCAUGUUAACUAUAUCUUACAAUUUUUGUUCAAAUAACUUUAAUUCUAAUUUGAUAUAAUACGGACAGAAUGGAUAAGAAUCAAAAAGUUAUUAAGGAUGAAAUCGAUAUUCGCGAUGAUUCUAUUUGGAAUACGAAUGUUAAACAAGAAUUAAGUGAUGAAAAACAUUUUGUCGCUUUUCAAAAUGUAGAUAUAAUUAAUAUGCAUCCUAUUAAACAAGAAAUAAGUGACGAUCUAAACACAGUUCAAGUAUUUGAAGACUUUAUCGUGGCCGCAAAAAAAGAGAAAAACUUUAAUAUAGUUGAUAAACCCAAUAAUCAAAAGAAAUUUAAAUCUUUGAGAAUAAAAACUGAAAAGGGAACUAAAUCACGAGUGUUGCUAAAAAAUGGAAAACGUCUUAAUCUGAAUAUUAUUAAUGGGAUUAUAAUCUGUGAGUUGUGUGGAUUAUUAUAUACGAAACAAAUCGAAUUCCUUUGGCACUUUUCCACAUGUUAUUGUAUGAAGAAUGAAUCUUGUAGAAAAAAAGGAAUGACAGACAGUGCUGUUAACAGUAAUGCGAAAAAUGAAAUUGAAACUGUUGAGGAUGGUUGGAAAAUCGAAAAAUAUAACAGAAAAUGUGAUAAUUUCAAGUCAAGUAUAUGUGGUGGUCAAAAGAUAAAUGAUUUAAACUUAUUCGAAUGUGACAUUUGUUCGAAAACUUUUUCACGAAAAUACAGUUUAAAUAAACAUUCACGUAUUCAUACUGGGGAGAAGCCAUUUAAAUGCGACAUUUGUUCGAAAUCUUUCUUAUGGAAAUUCAAUCUGAUUCAACAUUUGUGUGUACAUACGGGAGAAAAAAAAUUUAAGUGUGAUAUUUGUAUGAAAAAUUUUUCUCAGAAAGGUGGUUUGAAGACACAUUUGCUGCUUCACGCAGGAGAAAAGCCAUUCGAAUGUGAUAUUUGUGCAAAAUCUUUCACACAGAAAGGUAGUUUGAUGGAACAUUUGCGUACGCACACAGGAGAAAAACCAUUCAAAUGUGACAUUUGUUUGAGAAGCUUUCUACGGAAAUCUUGUUUGAAAAAACAUUUGAUAACUCACAAAGAAGAAAAGACAUUCAAAUGUGACAUUUGUUUGAAAAGUUUUUUCCAUAAAUUUAAUUUUAACAUACAUUUGAAAGGUCAUGAAAAAGAAAAAUCAUUUAAAUGUGAAAUCUGUUUAAGAAAAUUUUCUCAUAAACAUCAAUUAAAUAGACAUUUGCGCGUUCACACAAGGGAAAAGCCAUUUAAGUGUGACAUCUGUUCGAAAACUUUUUCACAGAAUUAUAGUUUGAAAAUACAUUUGCUUGGACACACUGCAGAUAAUUCACACAAAUGUCACAUUUGUUCAAAGACUUUUUCCCAGAAAAUCAAUUUGAAUACACAUUUGCUUAGUCACGCAGGAGUAAAACCAUUCAAAUGUGAUAUUUGUUCGAAAAGUUUUUUACAUAAACAUCAUUUAAAUAGACAUAUGCGUAGUCACACAGGAGAAAAGCCGUUUAAAUGUGACAUUUGUUCAAAAACUUUUACACAAAAAAAUAAUUUGAAUAGACAUUCAAUUAAUCACACAGAAAAAAGGCCUUUCAAAUGUGACAUUUGUUUAAAAAGUUUUUCCCAGAAAUAUAAGUUGAAAAAACAUUUACUUAGUCACGCUGGAGACUUUAAUCCCGACAGAAUUGAUAUGGAGCAAAAAGUAAUCAAGGAUGAAAUCGAGGUUCACGAUGAUUUUAUUUGGAAUAUGAACGUUAAACAAGAAUUAAGUGAUGAAAAGCCUUGCGUCGCUUUUCAAAAUGUAUAUAAAAUUAGUAUACAUCCUAUUAAACAAGAAAUAAAUGACGAUCUAAACACAGUUCAAGUAUUUGAAGAAUUUAUGGUCGCAGCAAAAAUAGAGGAAUGCUCUAAUAGGGUUGAGAAGCCCAAUAUUGAAAGCAAAUAUAAAUCGGAGAGAAUAAAAACUGUAAAAGAAACUGAAUCACAAGGGUUGUUAAAAAAUGGAAAACAUCUUAAUAGGAUUGGUGGUAUUAUAAUCUGUGAGUUAUGUGGAAAUUUAUACACGAAACGAAUAGAAUUCAUUCGACACUUUUCUACAAGUUAUUAUAUGAAGAAGAAAUUUUACCAGAAGAAUAAAUGUUUUAGAAAAAAGCGAACAACGAGCAGUGCUGUUAACAGUAGUGUAAAAAAUGAAAUUCAAACAUUUGAAGAUGGUUGGAAAAACGAAAAUUCCAAGUCAAAUAUAUAUGUUGGUCUUGAAAGAAAUGAUUUAAACUUAUUCAAAUGUGACAUUUGCUCAAAAACUUUUGCACGAAAAUAUAGUUUAAAUAAACAUUCACGUAUUCAUACAGGGGUAAAGCCUUUUAAAUGUGACAUUUGUUCGAAAUCGUUCCUACGGAAAUUUCAUUUGAUUCAACAUUUGUGUGUACAUACGGGAGAAAAAAAAUUUAAAUGUGAAAUUUGUUUAAAAAAUUUUUCUCAGAUAAGUGGUCUGAAGACACAUUUGCGCAGUCACACUGGAGAAAAGCCAUUCGAAUGUGAUAUUUGUUUUAAAAAAUUUUCGCAAAAUGUUAGUUUGAAGGAACAUUUAUACAGUCACACAGGAGAAAAGCCGUUUAAAUGUGAAACCUGCUCGAAAAGUUUUUUAAAUAAACAUAAUUUAUAUAGACAUUUCAGUAAUCACUCUGAAGAAAAGCCUUUUAGAUGUGAUAUAUGUUUAAAAACUUUCACAAAGAAAAAUAGUUUGAAUGUACAUUUACUAAAUCACACUGAAGAAAAACCAUUCAAAUGUGAAAUUUGUUUUAAAAGUUUUCCACGAAAAUCUUCUUUGAAAACACAUUCGAUUACUCAUAAAAAAGAAAAGCCAUUCAAAUGUGAAAUUUGUUUGAAAACAUUUUCACAGAAAUCUUCUUUAAAAACACAUUCGAUUACUCACAAAAACGAAAAGCCUUUCAAAUGUGAAAUUUGUUUGAAAAGUUUCUCACAAAAAAUUCAUUUGAAUACACAUUUGCUAAGUUAUACAAAAGAAAAGCUGUUUAAAUGUGAAAUCUGCUCGAAAACUUUUUUACACAAACAUCAUUUAAAUAGACAUCUGCGUAGUCACACAGGAGAAAAGCCAUUUAAAUGUGAUAUUUGUUUAAAAACAUUCACACAGAAAAAAAGUUUAAAUGUACAUUUAAUUAAUCACACUGAAGAAAAGCCCUUCAAAUGUGAACUUUGCUUCAAAAGUUUUUCUCAAAAAUAUAGGUUGAAAACACAUUCGCUUAGUCACACAGGAGACAAACCAUUCAAAUGUGACAUCUGUUUAAAAACUUUCUUAUAUAAAAAUAGUUUAAUUGGACAUUUGCUUCAUCACAAACGAUCCAAUCUGAUAUUAAUUUGCUAUAAUCCAGGCAUAAUGGAUAUGGAGCUAACGGUGAUUAAGGACGAAAUCGAGAUUCACCAUGAUGUUAUUAACAAUAUGAAUAUUAAACAAGAAUUCAGUGAUGAAAUUCCUAGUGUCUUUUUGAAAAAUGUAAAUACAAUUAGUAUGCAUCCUAUUAAACAAGAAAUAAGUGACGAUCUAAACACAGAUCAAGUAUUUGAAGAAUCUAUGGUCGCCGCAAAAAUAGAGCAAUGUACUAAUAUGGUUGAUAAACACAAAAUUCCAAACAAAUUGCAAUAUUUUAGAAUAAAAACUGGAAAGCGAAUUAAAUCACUGGUGUUGCUAAAAAAUGGAAAACAUCUUAAUCUGAAUAUGAUUGGUAGGAUUGUAAUCUGUGAAUUGUGUGGAAAUUUAUACAAGAAACGAAGAGAAUUCCUUUUCCAUUUUUCUACAAGUCAUUAUACAAAACAGGAAUUUUACAAGAGUAAUAAAAGGAGAACAAACCUUGAUGAGAAUGUGAAAAAUGAAAUUGAAAUAGUUGAAGAUGAGUGGCAAAAAAAGAAAAAUAUCGAAGGGUCUGAUAAUAUCAAGUCAAGUAUAUAUGCUGCUCAUAAAUUAAAGCGAAAUUAUUCAAUUGCAAGAAAAAACUUCAAAUGUGACAUUUGCUUGAAAACUUUUACAAGAAAAGAUAGUUUAAAAACGCAUUCACGUAUUCAUACAGGGGAAAAGCCUUUUAAAUGUGACAUUUGUUCAAAAACUUUUUUACGAAAAAUAAGUUUAAAGUUUCAUUUUCGUAGACACACAGGAGAAAAGCCGUUUAAAUGUAUUUAUUGUGCAAAAAGUUUCUCAUAUAGCAGUAGUUUUGAAUUACAUUUUCGUGGUCAUAUUGGAGAAAAGCCAUUCAAAUGUAAAAUUUGCUCAAAAACUUUUUUACUAAAAACUCAAUUGAAGUCACAUAUUAAAAUUCACACUGGAGAACCAUUUAAAUGUGACAUUUGUUCAAAAUCAUUUUUAUGGAAAAGUAACUUAAAUGCACAUUUGCAAAGGCACUUAGGAGAGAAAGGAGAAAAUUCAAAAUUCAAAUGUGAUAUUUGUUUGAAAGCUUUUUCACAGAAAAGUAAUUUGAAAGCACAUGUGCAAGGGCAUUCAAGAGGAGAAGUAUUCAAAUGUAAAAUUUGUCUAAAAACCUUUUCACUGAAAAAAAGUUUACAAAUGCAUUUUCUCAGUCACACAGAAAAGUCAUUCAAGUGUGACAUUUGUUGUAAACAAUUUUCUUAUAAAAAUCCUUUGAUUAUGCAUAUGCGUAGUCACACAGGAGAAAAGCCUUACAAAUGUGACAUUUGUUCAAAAACUUUCACACAGAAAUCUAAUUUAAAAACACAUUUGCAACGGCAUUCAGGAGAAAAAUCAUUCAAAUGUGACAUUUGUUAUAAAACCUUUUUGGUGAAAAAUAGUUUGAAAGUACAUCUGAUUACUCACACAGAGAAGUCAUUCAAAUGUGACAUUUGUUUUAAACCAUUUCCUUAUAAAAAUCAUUUGAUUAGACACAUGCGUAGUCACACAGGAGAAAAGCCAUUUAAAUGUGACAUCUGUGCAAAAACUUUCACACAGAAAUCUAUUUUAAAUACACAUUUGCAACGGCAUUCGGGAGAAAAACCAUUCAAAUGCGACAUUUGUUUGAAAGCCUUUUUGGUGAAAAAUAAUUUGAUUAUACAUAUGCGUGGUCACACAGGAGAAAAGCCGUACAAAUGUGACAUCUGUGCAAAAACCUUUGCACAAAAAUCUCAAUUAAAUGUACAUUUGGGUAGUCGCAAAGAAAGAAACUCAUUAAAAUGUGACAAUUGUUCCGCAACUUUCACAAACAAAUGUAGCUUCAAUAGACACUUUGGCAUUCACCCUGAAAUGAAGAGAAUUCAGAAAUAA